AUGGCUGCCACCAACCCACUUCCCAAUGUCGCGCCCAUGCACGACAUCCUUCAGGACGCUCUUGACGCUCUGUCAUCGCCUCGGAUUUCAACCACAGCGAAAGGAGAUGCCCUGGUGGCCAUCGAACAUGUACUCGCUGAGACGGCCGACCCAAGAGCCACGGGCCUGCCUGGGUACUUCAACGCAUUGCAGGAUACCUUUCAGUGCAAUGUGGCCUCGCGCAUCAUCGCGUGGACGGCUGAAACAUCCCCGAUGCUUGAUAACGCCCUCAAGAAACACCCCGCGAACCCCGAAGACAACGCGGCCGUCGCCACGCUGUCAGCUCAACUUACUCUCGCCAUGACCAUCAUUCAAGGAGUUGCCCUUGUCCACAAGUCAAGCAAACAGUUCUUAGGCCGAAGCUAUCCCCUAGAGGUGUUACUCGACCUGUUCCUAGUUUCACGUCAUCUGAGCCACUCCCCGACCGGACCCAGCGUCCCAACAUCCCCCAAGUCCGGGGUCUUCUCGGCACCGGUCUACAAGUCUGAAGAAGUACCCCUCGCAUCCGUCGUACUGGACACUCUUCUUUGCGUCCUUGUCGACGCCGUUCCGGCUCUGCGGACCUUUGAAGAGCUUAACGGAGUGCAGGUCGUGGUGAAGAUCUUAAAACGGUCCGGAACUCCUCGUGAAGUUAGGAUGAAAUGUCUUGAGUUCAUAUACUUCUACCUCAUGGACGAAACAACCACUCCCGAAGCUGUGGGUGAAACCGCAGAAAGCUUGCAAGAGCUCGGUGUCUCUGUCCCCUCGCAAACGCACAGAAAGUCCUCCUCUAUCUCAACGUCCUCUAAUUCGGGCUUCACUACCCGGCCCUCGUCUCGUUCGUCGUCUGGUUCCUCUGCAUUCUCCGCGCUUUCAACAUCGACCACUGCAACCUCCGCUUCCCUCCACGGUCCUCCCAUCGCCACGAAACCUGAUGCCGAAAACGAACCCAUUGAUCCUUCAAGUCGCACCAAGACCGUCAUACCCUCUUCUCGUCCGGUCACGCCUCCCCCUGGAGGUCGCGUUCAACCUCGCUCCCUGCUCAUGCUGAAGAAGGAAGUCGACUACGUCCCUCUGAGCCCACGCAAACCUCAGCUUAGCCACUUGGGCCGUACACCCAGUGGUUUGCGCCCCAAAGCUCCGGCAGAGCGUAGCACCCCGAGUCACGCUCACCCUGCUACGCCGAUACCCCCGUCGCGCUUGCAGCUCCGUGGAUCUCGCGAUCGCUUGUCUUCCCCGGUGGAUAAAGAGACUCCGGAGCCGCGCAAGGCGACACCGCGCACGCCGCGCCCGCGGCUGAGCCUCGCGAACUCGCACUCGCGUGGGCUCUCGACGUCGUCGAUCUCUUCGCUGUCCUCUGUCGGGUCCUCGAUGAGCUCCGCGGAGACCGAACCUCUACCACCCUUACCUUCGCUUCUCGCCUCUCGUCGAGCAACGCCAGCACCCAGUCGUGGCCUUUCAGCGUCCAGCAAUGCCCCCGACACGCCCAAGUCCAGCCUCGGUCCCAGCAAGACUCCCCUCCACCGGCGGACGCAGAGCCUUGCUGACUUUGCGCCCAGCGACUCCACCGCGUCGUCCUCGCUUUCUCCUGUCCUCUCCCACUCUGCGCGGGUGGACGGCGUGGGCCCACGCAGCGCCAGUUCGCCGACUACGGGCGCAGCCGUGUGCGCGACCGAGGGCAAGCGUGGUCCGCGAACGACGGCGGAGAAGAAGGAGAUUCUGGGGACGAUGCUCGGCAACGUCGACGCGCUCGUCGAGGGGGUGAAGAAGGCGGGCGUGUGGGGCCUCAGCUGA
Epithele typhae is the source of this 1812-nucleotide messenger RNA. Its product is annotated as cell division control protein 14, SIN component-domain-containing protein. The transcript is spliced from 6 exons. NCBI's taxonomy places the organism in Eukaryota, Fungi, Basidiomycota, Agaricomycetes, Polyporales, Epitheliaceae. The record is from RefSeq and is a predicted model, not a curated record. Bases 1 to 1812 code for a protein of 603 amino acids.